AUGGCUUUUCACUCCUCCUACGAUGGGCUGGAGAGGAAGCUGAAGGAAGUGUUCAGCGAGCGGAGCAGCAUCCUGCACCAGCUCUCCAAGACUUCAAAGGAGCUGGACAGCAUAAAAGGCAACCUUCAGUCACUGAAAAACGAUGACUCAGUCGCCAAGAAGGACGUGCAGAGGAUUCUGGAGCUGAGCCACAAACAGAGGGAGGAGAUGAAGUCCCUCCAGGCGGCCUUGCAGAAGCAGCUGGACGAGGCAAAUGAGCGGGCGGAGAAGCAGCAGGCCACGAUCAAAUUUCUGAAAGUGGAGAUGGAGAAGAAAACCAAAAUCAUCAAGGAUCUACAGCAAGAGAACAAGAGUUUGAAAAACAAGCUGCUGUCGGGAAACAAACUGUGCGACGCCUAUGCCGAGGAGUCCAAAAAAAUCCAGGCUCAACUGAAAGAACUGCGGUACGGGAAAAAGGAUUUAAUUUUUAAGGGCCAGCAGCUCAUGGACCUGGAGCACAAGCUGACCAUCGCCAAGGAGGAGCUGGAGAAGACGGCGCUGGACAAGGAGUCUCAGCUGAAGGCGCUGAAGGACACGGUUCACAUCUGCUUCUCAGCUGUCCUGCACAACCAGCCCAGCAGCUCUCCCAGAUUCCCCGCCUCCCCCACCCACUUAUUCAGAUACUCAUCGCUCAUCAACAGCUCCAGAGUCACCUUUCAACAGCCACAUGCCAAG
Molecule: messenger RNA, 714 nt
Organism: Stegastes partitus (bicolor damselfish)
Lineage: Eukaryota; Metazoa; Chordata; Actinopteri; Pomacentridae
Gene: luzp2
Product: leucine zipper protein 2
Exons: 9
Source: RefSeq, a predicted model, not a curated record